Exophiala aquamarina CBS 119918 is the source of this 1599-nucleotide messenger RNA. RefSeq lists its product as uncharacterized. Bases 1 to 1599 code for a protein of 532 amino acids. NCBI's taxonomy places the organism in Eukaryota, Fungi, Ascomycota, Eurotiomycetes, Chaetothyriales, Herpotrichiellaceae. Gene Ontology annotation, molecular function: DNA binding. Gene Ontology annotation, cellular component: nucleus. The transcript has a single exon. The record is from RefSeq and is a predicted model, not a curated record.
AUGACCAAGAAGAAGCGUCAUCAUCCCGAUGUCGAAGAAAUUCUUGCGCGUCCCUGGUGUUACUACUGCGAACGGGAUUUUGAUGAUCUCAAAAUCCUCAUCAAUCAUCAGAAAGCAAAGCAUUUCAAGUGCGAAAGAUGUGGUCGUCGGUUGAAUACUGCAGGAGGUCUGAGUGUCCACAUGAGUCAGGUCCACAAAGAGAAUCUUACUGCUGUUGACAAUGCCCUUCCUAAUCGUGCAGGGCUUGACAUUGAAAUCUUCGGCAUGGAAGGCAUCCCUGAGGACAUUGUUCAACAACACUCCCAACGAGUUCUCACAACGUACCACCAAGCCCAAGCUGAACGUUCCGCCGCCACCGGUAACAAUCAAGCCAGCAGUGUUACUGCUAAUGUCAAUAAAAAACCAAAACUCGAGCAAUUGUCAGACCUGAAGAAGCGACUUGCUGAACACAAGGCUGCGAAACUUGCUGCUGAGCAGGGAAGCGCAGGGAACAGUGGCAAUUCCACCCCUGUGCCACCAACACUGGGCCAGACACAAUCUCAGAGCAAUACGGUACGUCAUCCCCAAAGUCUUCAGUAUCGCUUAGACUCAUCUCUUACCCAGGCUGCCUCUCCCUCAUACCCUGGAUAUCAGCAACCAUAUACGGCAACUCCAUCAAGUGGUACCUAUAGUCAGCCUCCCUCUUUUGCCCAGACACAAACUGCUGGUCCGCCUUACCAAGCACCCUCCCCGUUCCCGCAUGCUGCAACUCCACCAAUGCAGGGAGCCUAUGGGCAAGGUGCUGUUCCUCCCCCUGGGCAUCCAGGCUUCACUCCAGGAACACCCGUUGGCUAUCCACAGCCGUACGCUCAACCGCCUCAGGCAUCGUUCCAACAGCAGCAUCCCGCAGCAUAUCCUCCUCAACCAAGCUUUUCUCCUCCCCCAUACCAAAAUCAACCCCCUUACCCUGUGACGGGGCAAACGUUCGUCCCUACAGGCGGCCUACCACAGCCACCCUAUGUGCCUGCAACUUCCCCUCCUGGUUUUCCACAUCAACCACAACCACAAAACCAUUUACCGCCACGUACUCACUCUCCCGCCACCAAUGGGAAUUUCCCAGCACCUGUUCGUACAGGCAGUGUAAGUCUACCGAAUGCCCCAGGGCUGCCGCAAAGACCAGCUUUCGGGGCACCUGCAGUAAAUGCUUUCCAAUUUCAGCAAAUGCAUCAAGGUCAGAUCCCUGCUCCUUCAAAUCAUAAUUCUGUGCCACAGCAUCGCCCACAAGACGCUCAUUCAAGCACUGCACAAAAUCCCCCAGACGUCCAAUCCGGACGUCAGUCAAUUGAUGAAGCUAAUGCAUCUUCAAUCGAUGAUUUGAUUUCGUCUGCCUCCAAGCAGGCUGAUGUGGAUGCAGCCACCAGCACCGCACCAUCAGCUCAAUCUGUUGUCCCAUUGCCCAGCAAAGACGAUGUUAUCGAAGAGAAGGGUGCAAAGAAGGACAAGGAGAAACCAAAAUCAACCAGGUUGGUCUAUUCUGACAAUGAAAUAAGCCCCGAAGAAAAAAUGGCAUUGUUGCCCAGGUACGCAUUCACGCCUGGGCAGGAGACGGUGGUGGUGUAA